This is a messenger RNA of Austrofundulus limnaeus, 1018 nucleotides long. RefSeq names its product C-type lectin domain family 4 member M. The coding region runs from base 30 to 722 and encodes 230 amino acids. The record is from RefSeq and is a predicted model, not a curated record. The transcript has 6 exons. Lineage: Eukaryota; Metazoa; Chordata; Actinopteri; Cyprinodontiformes; Rivulidae.
UCUUUUUCAGUCGGUCUUCAUUGGGUAAGAUGGUGAGAGUUGUUCAUACUCAGCAAACUCAGAUUAACAUGGAUUACGUGAAUCAACCUGCUGCACCAACCAGAAACCUUUCUGACAAGCAAACCAAGGUGUAUCCAGGUGAAAAACUGAUCAGAGUGGUUGCUGUUAGUUUUGGACUGCUGUGUGUCCUACAAGCUGCUGUCAACAUUUCUCUGCGUCUUGUUCUGUACAAUCAGAUAUCAUCAGGUCCUCAGCCUGUGUGCCAAAAUGUGACAACAGAUAUAAAUGGCUUCAGAAAACAGAGCGCUCAGUAUUUUCAACAAGGAUGGGUGUAUUUACAUCCAAGUUUCUAUUACAUUUCUUCCACCAAACAAUCCUGGGAGAACAGUCGACUGGACUGUUUGCAAAGAGGUGCAGAUCUGGUGAUUAUUAACUCCAAAAAAGAGCAGAACUUUAUAAGACAGUUUAACAGGUUGACAUGGAUCGGACUGAGAAACAUAACAAAUCAGUGGACCUGGGUGGAUGGGACUCCUUUGAACAAAGAUUACUGGGGCCCUAGCGAACCCAACAGUUUUGAAGGCAAAACAGAAGAAUGUGUGGAGAUAAGGUUUUUUGACAUUGAAGACAGCUGGAAUGACAUACCCUGCACAGAUCUAAACUUUUGGAUUUGUGAGAAAAAAAUGGAUCUCUUAAUCAAACCAAAUCUCAGGGAAUUCACUUGAUCUGUUUAUGGAACAUAAAAUGUGCUGUAAAAAACUCUGUUGUCCUCAUCAUUUUUUAAACCACAAAUGUAUGACUGUGUAUGACUCAGCAACAAAAAGAUUACAAAAUAUGAGUCGAGACAAAAAAAGCCCUCUUCUUUGUUGAAAAAAAUAACGUGUUUUUCUAUAUAUUGGUGUACAUGAAAAGUAAAAUGAGCCAUAAUAUGAAGUUAGGGUCUUGUUAGAGAAAUAUAUACCAUUUUGUGUUAUUUCUUUGAUGCAAUUUGGUGAUGUAUAAUAAAUAUGCUGCAAACAAA